GAAGACAAAAGUGGAAGGACACGACCGAAUUACGGAGUUUUGAAAACAGUGUUGUGAGUUUGUCUUCUGGGUUGUGUCUUUUUGAUCGAGAUGGACGGUUUUACGGCGGCACUGCGCUCAGCUUUAGUAUUUUUCUUAGUAAAUUUGUUUGUGGUUCGCGGCGACAUAACGGAUGGAAACGCAGAACAUUUAAAGAGAGAACACUCUCUGAUAAAACCGUAUCAAGGCGUUGGCAGCAGCCCUUCCAGCCAGUGGGACUUCUCGGGAAGCACGUUGGUGACCAGCUCCUACGUCCGCCUCACUCCGGAUGAGCGGAGCAAACAAGGAUCCGUCUGGAACACUGUGCCAUGUCACCUGAAAGACUGGGAGAUGCAUGUUCAGUUCAAAAUUCAUGGCUCAGGAAAGAAGAAUCUCCAUGGCGACGGCAUUGCUGUCUGGUACACAAAGGACAGACUGCAUCCAGGCCCCGUGUUUGGAAGCCAGGACCAGUUUUUUGGCCUGGCUAUUUUUUUGGACACGUUCCGCAAUGACCUCCACGGAAUGGAUCGCUCUUUCCCUUACAUUUCCGCCAUGGUCAACAACGGCACGGUGACCUAUGACCACGGCAAAGACGGCCGCUCGUCGGAGCUGGGGGGCUGCUCUGCAGAGAUCAGGAACAGGGAACACGACACCUACCUGGCCAUCCGCUACUCCAAAGGAAGGCUGACCAUAAUGGUCGACGUGGAGGACAAGAACGAGUGGAAGGAGUGCAUCGACAUCGGCGGGGUCCGCCUUCCCACUGGGUAUUUCUUCGGUGCAUCCGCCGUCACCGGAGACCUGUCAGACAACCACGACAUCAUCUCCAUGAAGCUGUACCAGCUGAUGGUGGAACACACGGCCGAGGAGGAGAACCUGGACUGGACUAAGAUCGAGCCCAGCGUCAGCCUCCUGAAGUCCCCUAAAGACAACAUCGACGAUCCGACCGGGAACUUCCGCGGCACCCCCCUGACCGGAUGGAAGAUCUUCCUGCUGCUGCUGUGCGCCCUGCUGGGCAUCGUGGUGUGCGCCGUGGUGGGCGCCGUGGUUUUCCAGAAGAGACAGGAGAGGAACAAGAGGUUCUACUGAGCAGAGCCUGCUGGAGGGAACUGCUUUUCCACACGAGCACAUGCAAUGUGAAGUUCUGCCGAAGAUUGUAGAAACGUUUGACUCUUGAAGCACUGCAACGCCAGCGGAUCCGAUGGCGGCCUGGAGGCGAGUGUCGAGCGUGAAUGAAUGCUGGGUGUCGUUUUUUUUUAUGUUUUUUUUGUUCGUUUGUUGCUCUUGUUGACGGACUCUGAGCUUCGAUCUGCUGGUUGGUCUGUCAGGUGUUUUCAGGUUUUUCUUUUGGAAGCUUUCUGUGCUGCAGUUGUGAACGAUGAACUUUGAUUUUUGUUGUUGUUUUUGCGUCUUCCAUCCAGUUUUUCUAAAGUAUUCGUAGAGGUUUCUGGAAGUCAAAAUGGAUUCUCCUCAGUCUUUGUGUCAGAUUCUCGCUCUGGUCAGUCAAUCUGCAUCGACUUUUGGCACGUCGGGGUUAAAAAACCGGCGCUACAUCGGGUUCUGACUCCGUCGGGUUCUGAGUCCGUCGGGUUCUGAGUCCGUCGGGUUCUGAGUCCGUCGGGUUCUGACUCCGUCGGGUUCUGACUCCGUCGGGUUCUGACUCCGUCGGGUUCUGACUCCGUCGGGUUCUGACUCCGUCCUCAUUCUGGACCUCAUGAAGUCUUCCACACUCUGCAGGUUUUUGACACAUUUUUUUGAGUCGAUUUGUUUCUGAGAAAAUGACAGAAAUAGUGAUUUGGUUGCAAUCAUGUUAAAAACACAAAUCCUUGUAAUAAAAUAUCUAAUAAUUGUAAACUUUGAAUUUGGGAUGUUUAGAAUGAUGUUCCAGUUUGAAAUGUGAAAACUUCCCCAUAAAAUAAAAACAAAUCAGGAUUCUGGAGUUUUCCUUCUGUAUGGAAAAACAGAAAUUCAUAAUCUAAAGGAUCUGUCAGACGCUGACUCAGAUAUUUCUGUUUAAAUUUGGAGGAUUACUGUAGAGGAUGGUGUUCCAUACGAUGACUCCCUGUCUGUCAUAGACAAAACAAUUAGGAAAUGCCCGCUUACAUUGACGUUAAUAAUUUAGAAUUUUCUUCAGCUUUCUCCUCUAAUUUCCAGUUUUCUCUAAACGAGUUGAAGUGGUUCGGCCCGAUCGGCUUGUCAGACGUCGUCCUCCAGAAGUAAACUGAUGUCAUGUGAUCUUUUCUGGAGAUCUUUGUAAAUCUCUCAUGUGGAAUUUGUCUCGGCUUCAGUGUCUGGUUUGUUUUUUUGCUUUCAUUCAUUUAAAUGUGAGGUAAAAGGAGGCUUUGAAUGAAUCUGUGCACAGACCGUCUUCUUUUUUAAGGCCAAACUGAAAGAAUUGUCUUGUGUUGGAUCGUCCGGGUUUGUGUUGAAACUUGAAGGAGUUCAUCUCAUCAAACAGAUGGAAUAAAGAAGCAGCGUGGAA
This is a messenger RNA of Oryzias latipes (Japanese medaka), 2497 nucleotides long. It is a transcript of the gene lman2, whose product is annotated as lectin, mannose-binding 2. Gene Ontology annotation, cellular component: endoplasmic reticulum membrane; Golgi membrane; endoplasmic reticulum-Golgi intermediate compartment. The record is from RefSeq and is a predicted model, not a curated record. NCBI's taxonomy places the organism in Eukaryota, Metazoa, Chordata, Actinopteri, Beloniformes, Adrianichthyidae. Gene Ontology annotation, biological process: endoplasmic reticulum to Golgi vesicle-mediated transport. Gene Ontology annotation, molecular function: D-mannose binding.